UCUAUGUUCUAUUUAUAAAAAAAAUAUCUUGCAGUUGGUUAGCAAAUUGUUCUUUCAGCCCCCAUCCAGCGAUUGUCCCAGCGGGAGGCCAGAGACCAUCAGUGCUGGUGACGCCAAAACCCAUGUAUCCACCCAACCCCGUCCCGGAAACCGAACAGACGGAACCAGUCGAUUUCUCGACGGGUCACGUGACACCCCGACCGGAAGUGUCUGAUCCCGUAAUAGCCGGUGCUGCCACCACCACGGCAGUCAUCCACCAUCCCGGAUCUCCUCCCGCUGUCAGCAGGACUCCGAUGGAACCAGCUCCUAUGUCUCCACCGACAACGCUUCCGAUUGCCGUGUCGCCUCACUGCUCACCUUCUCCUCAACCUCCUCACUCACCCUACCAACAGCUGCACUCCAUCCAACCUCCUCAAUCUCCCUAUCCUCAGAUCCAGAGUCCGGUAGUGGGAGGAGAAGCUGUCAGGUCACUAUCUCAUGUCACCGUAGGAGAUUAUGGAGCAUCCGAGAAAGAAAA
This is a messenger RNA of Centruroides sculpturatus (bark scorpion), 517 nucleotides long. Its product is annotated as classical arabinogalactan protein 9-like. The record is from RefSeq and is a predicted model, not a curated record. The transcript has 2 exons. The annotation marks the transcript as partial. Lineage: Eukaryota; Metazoa; Arthropoda; Arachnida; Scorpiones; Buthidae.